Molecule: messenger RNA, 1762 nt
Organism: Castor canadensis (American beaver)
Lineage: Eukaryota; Metazoa; Chordata; Mammalia; Rodentia; Castoridae
Gene: Snapc1
Product: small nuclear RNA activating complex polypeptide 1
Biological process (GO): snRNA transcription by RNA polymerase II; snRNA transcription by RNA polymerase III
Cellular component (GO): snRNA-activating protein complex
Molecular function (GO): sequence-specific DNA binding
Source: RefSeq, a predicted model, not a curated record
AGCUGGGCUGUGCGCCGUUUGCCUGCGGGCGGUCGAGGCAUGGGGACUCCGUCGGGCCUGCAGACGGAUUGCGAGGCGCUGCUCAGCCGCUUCCAGGAGAUUGACAGCGUCCGCUUCGAGGACUUCACUGAGCUCUGGAGGAGCAUGAAGUUCGGGACCAUCUUCUGUGGCAAAAUGAGAAAUUUAGAAAAGAACAUGUUUACAAAAGAAGCUUUAGCUUUGGCUUGGCGAUAUUUUCUACCUCCAUACACCUUCCAGAUCAGAGUUGGUGCUUUGUAUCUGCUAUAUGGAUUAUAUAAUAGCCAGCUGUGUCAACCAAAACAAAAGAUCAGAGUUGCCUUGAAGGACUGGGAUGAAGUUUUAAAAUUUCAGCAAGAUUUGAUAAAUGCACAGCAUUUUGAUGCAGCUUAUAUUUUUAGGAAGCUACGACUAGACAAAGCAUUUCAUUUUACAGCAAUGCCUAAGUUGCUUUCAUAUAGAAUGAAGAAAAAAAUUCAACGAGCUGAAGUUACAGAAGAAUUUAAGGACCCAAAUGAUCGUGUAAUGAAACUUAUCACUUCUGAUGUGUUAGAAGAAAUGCUGAAUGUUCAUGAUCAUUAUCAGAACAUGAAACAUGUCAUUUCAACUGAGAAGUCCAAGCCAGACCAAGCCCUCAGCUUGAUAAAGGAUGAUUUUUUUGACAAUAUUAAGAACAUAAUUUUGGAGCAUCAGCAGUGGCAUAAAGACAGGAAGAAUCCGUCCUUAAAAUCUAAAACUAAAGAUGGAGAAGAAAACAGAGAAGAAAGUUCACGAGAUUCAGAGAGAUGUGAAAGGGCAGAAUCAUUAGCAAAAAUAAAAUCAAAAGCCUUUUCGGUUGUUAUUCAGGCAUCUAAGUCAAGAAGGCAUCGGCAAGUCAAACUUGACUCUUCUGACUCUGAUUCUGCAUCUGGGCAAAUACAAACCAAAGCAAGUAAGAAAAAAAGAACCAAAGAAACAUCAAAAUCAGCAGGAAGGAGGAUGUCUUCUCGAAGCAAAGAACUGGGAUUUGAACUCAGGUCCUCACGCCUGCCUAGGCAAGUGCUCUUGCAGCUUGAGCCACUCCACCAACCCUCAAAACUGAGACUUGUGUGAGUGUGUCUGAAUCCAUGCUUGAAUCAUUCACUGCUGUGUGUCCUGUGUAAUCAUUUAGCCUUUGACUGAUGGUGCAUGCCUCAGUUAGCUUUGAGCAUGAUGAAACUGUCCACUCGGUAGCCUUUGAGUUUUUUUGUAUACUUGAGGUUAAUGACUUAGAUGUCAAAAAACUUUAAACUUGAUUUUGUUGAUAUCUUUCUAAAAUACAUUCUUUUGUUUUAUGUUUCUUAUUUUCUGCAGGAUUUAGAAAAUACUUUUAUAUUUAGAAAAACACUAUAAGAAAAUUAUUGUGUACUCUCAUUUUCUAUAGCACUGUAUCCUGAACAUAUUUAAUUUUCUCCUGUUUACUCAUGGUAUCAUCAUGAACAUAUUAUUUUCCUGGUUUUUGUAAUAAUGAUCCUCUCAAGAAAUGUCAUAACUGUGGGGGAGCAGUUUAUUUUAUUAAGUGACUCCAUGGCUGCAGUACUUUAUCAGUUUUAUGCCUUUUUAAAAACAAAAUGCAAAAGCAGUUUUUUCUGUGACAUUUACUAUAGUGGGUGUCUUUCAGUUGCAGGCAUGCAGCAACCUCCCCCCUCAUUAUUUUGGUGGUGCUGAGGUUUGAAGUCAGAGCCUUGCACUUGUUAGGUAGGUAGUCUACCACUUGGUCCAUGGC